AUGAGUUACGGGGGAUAUGACCUUUACAGGUCAAACACAGAUUCAUCGUUCGAAAAGCCGUCAGAAAGGUCAAGAUGGACGCCACUCACACGCAUGCUAUUAUCGGGUGAGAUGACCCAAGAAAGGCAAAAAGAGUUGAGCCCGAGAGAAAAGUUCGACCGAUGGAUGGUCAACGAAGGUUAUCGACGAAUCUUCGUCUUCGUCUUCAUGCUGCUCCACGCCAUUGUUUUCGCCUUUGGCUUCGUUAACUUCGCCGUCAAAGACAACCUACAAAUAGCGCGGGAAACGUUUGGGCCUACAUACAUGAUUGCGAGAUCGGCAGCACUGGUUCUGCACGUCGAUGUUGCCCUGGUUCUUUUCCCCGUCUGCCGAACGCUCAUCUCCCUCGCAAGACAGACUCCUCUGAACGGCAUCAUCCAGUUCGACAAGAACAUCACCUUCCACAUCACGACAGCAUGGUCCAUCUUCUUCUGGUCGUGGGUCCACACCAUUGCCCAUUGGAACAACUUCGCCCAGAUCGCAGCCAAGAACAACCUCGGAAUUUACGGCUGGCUGUUGGCUAACUUUGUCUCGGGCCCGGGUUGGACUGGUUAUAUCAUGUUGAUCGCGCUCACAGGGAUGGUCAUCACUUCGGUCGAGAAGACAAGGCGGGCGAACUACGAGCGAUUCUGGUACACGCACCACAUGUUCAUCGUCUUCUUCUUUUUCUGGUCCAUCCACGGCGCCUUCUGCAUGAUCCAGCCCGACUUCGCGCCUUUCUGCAUCUCCAUCGGCACCCAGGCCGUCGGCGUGUUCUGGCAGUACUGGAUGUACGGCGGCUUUGCCUAUCUGGCCGAGCGCAUCGCCCGCGAGGUCCGCGGCAAGCACAAGACGUACAUCUCCAAGGUCGUCCAGCACCCCAGCAACGUGUGCGAGAUCCAGAUCAAGAAGGAGAACACCAAGACCCGCGCCGGCCAGUACAUCUUCCUCUGCUGCCCGGCCGUUUCGCUGUGGCAGUACCACCCUUUCACCCUCACCAGCGCGCCCGAGGAGGACUACAUCUCGAUCCACAUGCGUGUCGUCGGCGACUUUACCCGGCAACUCGCCGAGGCCCUAGGCUGCGAAUUCGAUAGCAAGAAGAAGGGCGACGACACAUCCAAGGUCGUCGGCGUCAGCCAAGAGAACGAUGAGGUCGACCCCGCCCUCCGCCGCGUUCUCCCCCGCGUGUACGUCGAUGGCCCCUUCGGCUCCGCUUCCGAAGACGUGUUCAAGUACGAGGUCUCCGUUCUCGUGGGUGCCGGUAUCGGCGUGACCCCCUUCGCCUCCAUUCUCAAGUCGAUCUGGUACCGCAUGAACUACCCGCAACAAAAAACGCGGCUGAGCAAGGUGUACUUCUUCUGGAUCUGCCGCGACUUUGGUUCCUUCGAGUGGUUCCGCUCCCUGCUUCUGGCGAUCGAGGCCCAGGAUGUCGACCACCGCAUCGAGAUCCACACGUACCUGACGGCCAAGAUCAAGGUCGAUGAUGCGACCAACAUCAUGAUCAACGAUGCCAAUGCCGAUAAGGAUACCAUUACCGGCCUGAGGAGCCCGACGAACUUUGGACGGCCAAACUGGGAUAUGAUCUUUAGGGGCAUCAGGAAGUUGCAUGCCCCCGGAGAGGCAGGUGUGUUCUUCUGCGGUCCCAAGGGUCUGGGUAGCGCGUUGCAUGUUUAUUGCAAUAAGUAUAGUGAGCCUGGUUUCCACUUUGUCUGGGGCAAGGAGAACUUCUAA
Sordaria macrospora k-hell is the source of this 1749-nucleotide messenger RNA. RefSeq lists its product as uncharacterized. Gene Ontology annotation, molecular function: superoxide-generating NAD(P)H oxidase activity. Lineage: Eukaryota; Fungi; Ascomycota; Sordariomycetes; Sordariales; Sordariaceae. The record is from RefSeq and is a predicted model, not a curated record. Gene Ontology annotation, cellular component: plasma membrane; NADPH oxidase complex. Gene Ontology annotation, biological process: defense response; superoxide anion generation.